AUGCCCUCAGGCGGUUUCAAAGUCAUAGUCGUCGGGGGCGGCCCCGUAGGACUGACAGCAGCCCACGCGCUAACCCGUGCCAAUAUCGACUUUGUUGUCCUCGAGAGACGAUCUUGUAUCGUUAUAGAUGCCGGUGCUAGCUUGGUCCUUGUGCCAAUGGGGAUGCGUGUUCUGGGACAGCUCGGACUCCUUGACUCCUUGAAGAAAGUCAGCAGUCCACUACCUCAGAUUGGCCGGUGCGAUCAUAACGGAAAUGAUCUCGGCGUUAUGACGAUCUUCGAAGGGAUAAAGAAGAACCAUGGCGAAUAUCCCAGGGUACUUGGCCGACACGAAUUGACGAAAAUACUCUUUGAGAGCCUCCCGCGGGAGAGCCAGGAACGCAUGCGACCAAACAAGCAAGUCCAGAACAUCUCUACUUCGAAAGACGGCGUAACAGUGAGUUGCACUGAUGGCACAUCCUUCGAAGGAAGUAUCGUCAUUGGGGCAGAUGGCUGUCAUAGUCCUGUACGGGAGCAGAUGCGACUCAUGGCCCUUAACACAGAACCUACAAGCGGCGCUGCCCUUAACGCGGAGAAUCCAUACCUCACAACAUACCGGUGCUUUUGGGUAAGGUUCCCCACGAAGACUGGCCUUCAGCCUGGGCAAGUGAAUGAGACUCACGGCAACGGGCUGGGAAUUCAGGUGUUUGCUGGCGAUGAUACUGCGGUCAUGGGACUGUACGAGCGCUUAGAGAAGCCGACAAAGUUGCGCGCUCGGUAUACUGAAAUUGACGAGGAAGCUUUCGUUGGCCGCUGGGGUCAUCUGCCCAUCGCUAAAGGUGUGACCGUGCGAGACGCUUACAACGCACGUAUACACACCGGUUUAGUUGAUCUCGAGGAAGGGGUGGUGGAGCAUUGGAGCUGGGGCCGGAUCGUACUCGUCGGCGAUGCUAAGCACAAGUUCACACCGAGCACCGGGUCCGGAUUCAACAAUGGUGUUGCCGACGUAGCAGUCUUGAUGAAUCAGCUACACAGAAUCGUGGGCAGCAAUGACAAUCGCCCUCAGUCGCAAUCUACAAGUCCAUCUAUGAACGAUAUCACCACUGCUUUCAAGAUUUAUCAAGACACUCGAUAUGAUUCUGUCAAAGCAGGCUGUGAGCAGUCAUCUGGUGCUACGGCUAUGGCAACCUGGCAGAGCACAGGGUUGUGGUUCUUCGAUAAAUACAUCUUCCCCAGUGCUUUCUUGCAAAGGUUUCUGGCCAAUCGAGGCUCCAAAACCAUUGCGAAAACACCAGUUCUGGAUUUUGUCAGUGGCGCUGAGCCUAUGAACGGAGUGGUCCCCUGGGUGCAGCCUAUAAAGUCCAGUUUCUAA
This is a messenger RNA of Truncatella angustata, 1350 nucleotides long. RefSeq lists its product as uncharacterized. The record is from RefSeq and is a predicted model, not a curated record. The transcript has 2 exons. NCBI's taxonomy places the organism in Eukaryota, Fungi, Ascomycota, Sordariomycetes, Amphisphaeriales, Sporocadaceae. Gene Ontology annotation, molecular function: FAD binding. The coding region runs from base 1 to 1350 and encodes 449 amino acids.